AGAACUAAAACCAUAUCUCUACCUGUGUGGUUUUUAGUUCUGCUUUAGUUUUAUAUGGAGGACUACAGGUGAACAGAACAAAAUGAGAUCAAAAUAGGCUGACUGUUUCUUAGAAAAUGUAAUGUCUCUUUAUCUGCAGGAAAUCAAAGAAAAAGCUGACUAUGUUAAUGCACCAGCAUGCACUGUGGAUAAAGUAGCAGCCCCUCCAGAGGAAAUCAUAGAAGAAGCUAGCUAUGUUAAUGUACCAGCAUGCACUGUGGAUAAAGUGGCAGCCCCUCAAGACCAGAGGUCUCUCUUCUUCACUCAGUCUUUUCCACUGAUAGCAGUGUGUUGGCUGAUACUGUUAGUCAUCAUGGGCCUUCGUAUCCACUUUACUUCUGUCAUUUCUGAAAACGACACCAAGCUGACUGCAGUAAACCAGCAGCUGGAACUGAGCACUGAAUUUACCAAGACACGAGACUCUGGCGACACAAAUGAGAGGGACUACGUGAUUGACAGCAGUACAAACUGGAAUAAACUCAACGUCAGUCGAGCUCAGUGGAGCAUUGAUGCCUACUGCCCCAAAACAGAUAAAGUGAGACAGUGUAAAGGUUGUCAGAAUGGCUGGAUACUCAGUGGGUCUAACUGCUAUGGGUAUAAUAACGCUGAUCCUCCUGAUCAGAAAACCUGGGAAGAAGCUCGAGAAGACUGUAGAGGAAAGAGUUCAGAUUUGGUUGUUGUACAUAAUGAAGAGGAAAAGACUGUUCUCAAUAAAUACAGCGUGGGUAGUUCAGGAACUGAUGGAUACUGGUUUGGCCUGAGAGCUGAAGGUGGGAGAUGGAAGUGGAUUGAUGGAAGUAAUCUGACUGAAAGCUACUGGACACCACAACCUCCUCCUACUGCUACUGAUGGUCAGUGUGUAAUGUCUGUCCAGAACGUAGGAUGGAGAUCAGUGAGCUGUACUGAGAAAAAACAAUGGAUCUGCGAAAAGAAGGCUUUAUCUGUUUAAACACUGCAGUC
This is a messenger RNA of Sander lucioperca (pikeperch), 999 nucleotides long. Its product is annotated as C-type lectin domain family 12 member B-like. The coding region runs from base 122 to 988 and encodes 288 amino acids. Lineage: Eukaryota; Metazoa; Chordata; Actinopteri; Perciformes; Percidae. The transcript has 9 exons. The record is from RefSeq and is a predicted model, not a curated record.